AUGCCCAUGGUCUCCACUCCUGCCACCCUGGCUUCUCUCCCACAGCCUACACCGAUGGCCUCAGGGGUUGUUCCCUAUGAUCAGGUGACAGAGGAAGAGAAGACUGGGACAUGGUUCACAGAUUGUUCUGCAUGAUAUGGAGGCACCACCCAUAAGUGCAGCACUAUAGCCCCUUUCUAGGACAUCCCUGAAGGACAGUUGUGAAGGGAAAUCUUCCCAGGGGGCAAAACUUCAAGCACUGUACCUGGCUGUGCACUUUGCGUGGAAGGAGAAAUGGCCAGAUAUGCAGUUAUAUACUGAUUCAUGGGAGGUAGCCAAUGGUUUGGUUUGGGUGGUCAGGGACUUGGAAGAGGCAUGGUUAGAAAAUUGGUGACAAAGAAAUUUGGGGAAGAGGCAUAUGUGGAUGGACCUCUCUGAGUGGUCAAAAACUGAAAAUAGUUAUAUCCUAUGUGAGUGCUCACCAAUGGGUGAUUUCAGUAGAGGAGGAGUUUAAUAAUCAAGUGAAUAGGAUGACCUGUUCUAUGGACACCACUCAGCCUCUUUUCCCAGCCACCCCUGUGAUUGCCCAAUGGUCCCAUGAACAAAGUGGGCACUGUGGCAGGGAUGGAGGUUAUGAACAGGCUCAGCACCACGGACUUCCGCUCACCAAGGCUGACCUGGCUAUGGCUACUGCUGAGUGCCCAAUUUGCCAGCAGCAGAGACCAAAACUUAGUCCUCAAUUUGGCACCAUUCCUCAAGGUGAUCAGCCAGCUACCUGGCGGCAGGUUGAUUACAUUAGACCUCUUCCAUCAUGGCAAGAGCAGAGCUUUGUCCUCACUGGAAUAGACACUUAUUCUGCAUGUGGAUUUGUCUAUCCUGCACGCAAUGCUUCUGCCAAGACUUUACCAUCUGUGGACUCACGGAAUGCCUUAUCCACCAUCAUAGUAUUCCACACAGCAUUGCUUCUGACCAAGGCACUCACUUUACCACUAAAGAAGUGCAGCAUGGGCUUCUGCCCGCUAAAGAAGUGCAGCAGUGGGAGUUCACUGGUCUUACUAUGUUUCCCAUUGUCCUCAAGCAGCUGGAUUGAAAGAAUGGUGGAAUGGCCUUUUGAAGUCACGAUUACAAUGCCAAGUAGGUGACAAUACUUUACAGGACUGGGGCAGAAUUGUCCAGAAGGCUGUGUCUGCUCUGAAUUGGCAUCUAAUAAAUGGUACCGUUUCUCCUAUAGCCAAUGUUCAAGUGUUCAGGAAUUGUGGAGUGGAAGUGGCACCACUCACCAUCAACCCUAGUGAUCCACUAGCAAAAAUUUUUGCUUCCUGUUUCCACAACAUUAUAUUCUGCUGGCCUAGAGUUCUUAGUUCCAGAGGGAAGAAUGCUGCCACCAGGAGACACAACAAUGAUUCUAUCAAACUGGAAGUUAAGAUCGCCACCUGGACAGUUUGGCUCCUCCUACAUUUAAGUCAACAGCUCAGAAGUGGGUUAGUGUUGGCUGGGAUAAUUGACCCAGACUAUCAAGAUGAUAUCAGUCUACUACUCUAAAAUGGAGGUAAGGAAGGGUUUGCAUGGGAUACAGAAGAUCUAUUAGGGUGCCUCUUAGUAUUACCAUGCCCUAUAAUUAAGGUCAGUGGGAAACUACAACAGCCCAAUCCAGGCAGGACUAUAAAUGACCCAGACCCUUCAGAAACAAAGGUUUGGGUCACUCCACUGGAAAUAAAACCACAACCAGCUGAGGUGCUUGGUAAAGGCAAAGGGAAUACAGAAUGGGUAGUAGAGGAAGAUAGUCAUCAAUAUCAGCCACGACUGCGCCAG
Molecule: messenger RNA, 1791 nt
Organism: Callithrix jacchus (white-tufted-ear marmoset)
Lineage: Eukaryota; Metazoa; Chordata; Mammalia; Primates; Cebidae
Source: RefSeq, a predicted model, not a curated record